CCCCCCCCCUUUUCCAUUUUACACACCCCUAGAUGUAGAGUAUUAAAGUAUUAUCAGUUUCACCCAAAGAAAGUAUUCAUUUUUAAUGAAAUAAUCUUAGCAGUUAAUCAAAAUGAAAAUCUUACUGUCUAUAAAUAACAAUGAAAUGUAACUGUUUUCUGUUAAAGGGGUUUUCCAAAUUUUCCCGCCAAAAAAGCACAUGGCUUUCAACAAAUGUAAACAAAGCAGUCAAUUUGUGAUCAUGGAUAACGGCUUUAAUUAAUUUAAUUUGGAUAUAGAUAUUCAAUGAAAGAAAAUGGUUAAAGUUGUUUUAAAGUACGGUCCUUACCAAAGAUGAAACGGGGUCUAUCACAGCGAAAAGAAAAUACAGGGACUUAAAGGUAUACUGGGGUCCUCUGGUUUUACUGUAGUAACUCAUAAAAUACAGAAUAGAGACGCUUGUCAACUUACAAUUGAUUCUAAAGCUGUCUGGAGUUGUAAUAUUACAACACUUCAAACAGAAAAUGCCUAUUUUACACAAGUGCAGACCAUUACAGUUGAUGAACCACCAGGCAUGCGCGAAGGUGUUCUCGUGUUGUACACGUCGAACGUCUGCAACUACAACAGCAAAUAAUGGAACAAAACCAACACAUUCUAUUAAACCAUUCAGUGAGAUGCCAGAGGCACUAUCAGGACCACGUUUUUUAUCAAUUUUUUAUUUUAUAUAUUUGUAUAUCACAAAAAAGAGCCCAGUAAUGACGUCAUACUACACGAUGAUGAAACAGAGGCACGGUGACAUAUGGAAACAAAACAUCAACAUCGGAAAGGGAGACAACAAAUAUAUUGUUAUGGUCGGUCAUCCAGACUACGCUAAAACAGUAUUCCAAGCACCAGAGACAGAACACAGGAGAUUUAAACUACAAUUAAUAGACCUUUUGACAAAGAAAAACAAUUUUCCAAAAUCUUUGGCGUUACUGGACGGAAAAGAAUGGGAAGAGCAAAGAAAGCCGACACAAGAAAAGAUGUUGCGUCCUGCUGUUGUGGCGAAUUACGUACCUCUAAUUGAAAAAGUUACCAACGAUUUCAUUGAGAAACUAGGAAGGAAAGAAAAAACUGAAGAUUUGUUUACAGAUUUGCUCAACUAUGCGACGGAAAGUGUUGGAAUGUUAUGUUUUAAUAAAAGACUUGGCAGUCUGGAAAAUGAUAAUAAUCUUGUGGCUGUCCAUGUCAGAAAAUUAUUUGAGAUGCUUGGAACCUCAGUUAUGAGACCAAGAAAGAGUCAUAUGUCCCCUGAUUCAAGAUUCUUCAAGGAAUAUGAAAAACACACAUUUGAAUUUGGAAAAAUUGCAAGGGAAAUACUCGAUUCACAGAAAAUAUUUCUUUCUAAAAUGAAAGACGAAGGAAAACUAGAAAAGUAUCUUGAAGAGGAGCCAAACUUCUUGUACUCUCUUUUAUCUGACCCAAGAGUAACAGAGGAGUCAGCGACUAACAUGGUUAUGUCUCUAUUCGGUGCUGGAAUUGAAACGUCCGCCAAUACCCUGACGUUUGUACUAACUGAUUUAAGCCUGUACCCUGACAAACAGAAAAAGCUGUAUGAAGAAAUACAAAGAAUUGUUGGUGAAAGUACAAAUCUAACGAAAGAACAUCUCGCACGGAUGUCUUACUUGAAGGCAUGUGUCAAGGAAAGUCUGAGGAGAACAUUUCCCUUACCUAGUGGUACAGGAAGAUAUUUAGAGACAAAUCUUGAAGUUGGAGGAUAUGAAAUUCCAAAAGAUACCUUAGUUGUUGUUAACAGUGCACUGAUGUGCAAAGACGAAAGAUUUUUUCCACGACCAACAGAAUAUCUUCCAGAAAGAUGGCUUCGAGACACAGAAGGGGAGUUGACCAUCAGUCGAAAUUUCCCAUUUGCAUAUAAUCCUUUCGGUUAUGGACCAAGAAGCUGUUUAGGACAACGAUUUGCAGAAAACGAAAUAUUUAUAGCAGUUACCAAGAUUAUACAGAAUUUUCAAAUAUCAUUGCCUGCUGGAGUUACAGAAGUGAAAUCUCACUACACACUGUUUCGGACACCAUCAGAGAAAGUUACACUUUACUUCAAGAAAAGAUGAACCAAUACUGCAACAGUAGAAACAAUUAAUUGGAUUAUGAAAAGACAUUAACAAAACAGUACAUACAUACAAGACAAUUAAUUUUUCGUUUAUUGCUGACUUUUGUUAAAGAUUGUAUGUUGUCCUCUAGAUGAAUUUGUUUUAAGGAUUGCUGUAUUAUUGACGAAUAUCCCAGAUCUUCUUCUAUUCACGAUUGAUGCGUGUGAAAGUUGAUAUUACAAUGUGAAUUAUUUCGUCAAUUAUGAAAUUAUUCAACUUUAGGUUGUGUAAUUAAUGUAAUCUAUAUAAAAUAUAAAUUUUUAGGUCGAAAUGAAGGCUGAAAUUGACUUUAUCUGCUCUGAGCAGCUGUUUUGGUCCUUUCUUCUACAAGACAUUAUUUAAUGGCUUGCAUAACAUCCGGUGUCAAAUAUUUCAUGCAUUUUAAGGAUGAGAAAAAUAUAACGAUUAAUACAAUAUGGUCGUUUCUGCCAAAUGGGUCGACCGGGUUAAAGUAGGGACAUUGCAAAUUUAGGCAAUGUUUGAUAGAGCCGGAAAUUUUGCCUCGCAGUGGGUAGUGUACGAAUCCCUCGUAAAAUUGUUACAAAGGUUCUUUUACGCGCUAAAAACGUGGCACGCACCCCAUAUGGGUCAUCGAAUUUAACGUCCCCAGUCUGACCAGACGUAAGAUGAUUUUGGAUAAAUGUCAAUGAGACAGUAACCCAACGACGAAAAAAUGGUUUGCCUAUUUCUACCAAUACGCGGCCACCAUUACUAUUUGAAUGUAUAGUUCAAUUAUUAUAAUUGUUAGUCUCUAUAUUACUUGUGAGAUUUUAUUCACAUUUCCUUCAACGAAUGAUAUGUGUUUUCUUUCAAUUCAUUGUAAAUAUGUAACACAUCUACAUUGUUUGAAAAUAUGUUUGAAAAUAUAGAAUUUAUUUGAAUUUAUUUGUAAGAGCUUAAAAAACCGGAAGAUAAGUGAGACUCACUGAGCUUUUCAAAUAUAUUUUGCCAGUACAAAUAAAACUUUAGUUACCAACAUGAUAGUUUUUAAUCUGCAAUGUAAUACCAUGCUUACAGGAUGAUUGCUUUGAUUUAUUAUUAUUUUUUAAAAAUUAAAAUCGUCAUUUUAGGGACGUCAACAGUGAACAUCAAAAUGAUUUGUAUAACACACAGUAAUUUCAAUCUUCCGUUUGCUCUUAAUUUAUAUACAUAAAAAAAUACCAGACAGCAAUGGUUGUACACUAUAACUGAUAUCAAAGAACGUACAUGUAUUUUUACAUUUUUAUUUGAUAAUAAAGGAAAUAUUAAGUUCC
Molecule: messenger RNA, 3376 nt
Organism: Mytilus californianus (California mussel)
Lineage: Eukaryota; Metazoa; Mollusca; Bivalvia; Mytilida; Mytilidae
Product: cytochrome P450 10-like
Exons: 12
Coding region: 504-2084 (526 amino acids)
Molecular function (GO): oxidoreductase activity, acting on paired donors, with incorporation or reduction of molecular oxygen; monooxygenase activity; heme binding
Source: RefSeq, a predicted model, not a curated record